UUAAGUUUCGAUUUGACGCACUGAAGGAGAGUUGCUUUGUGAAGAGUUGUGUUAAGUUUGUUGACUGUUGAACAAUUUAAAUAAUAUUAAUCUUUUUCAUUCCUUUUCAGUUAUUUGUUUUGUAAGUUUUAAUAGAUUUUAAAACUAUUUUUCAGAGACACUUAGAACUUGAUAGAAAUGUUUUAUACUACUUCCUGUAUGUUUAACUAUGCAACAAGCGCUACCAAAAGGAUAUUUAAGGCCAAGAAUAUUCAUCAAUUGUCUUUCUCUAGAAAAUUUCAAUCAGCCUCCAAAACUGGAAACAAAAAACUUUGGAGACGCAAUAUUAAAUAUACUAUCUUUGGAAUUAUUACAGCUACACCUUUUGCAUAUUAUGAGUCUUUAGAUUCAUUUGAAAAACGACAAGUUGAUGUUACAAUUUCAGGGAUUGGUCGUUUUUUCAGAUCAUUAAAAGUUGGUCUUGCUAUAUCAAUCGAUUAUUGGUAUAAAUUGUAUGGAUUAGAUGAGAACUCUAAGGACUAUACAGUAGCAAUGCAAAAAUGCCAUUUAGUUUCAGCAACUAGACUCCUGCAAGGCUGUUUACAAAAUGGGGGAUUAUAUGUGAAGCUUGGCCAAGGACUUGUAUCAUUAAAUCAUAUUUUACCACCAGAAUAUACUGAAACUCUCUCAGCUCUACAUGACAAAGCUCUUGUUCGUGGUCAAAAUGAACUUGAAACUUUGUUUUUGGAAGACUUUGGCAAGCCUCCUGAAGAAAUAUUUUCUACAUUUGACAGAAAACCUAUCGCGGCUGCUAGUUUAGCUCAAGUCUAUAAGGCAACUACUCAUAAUGGUGAAACUGUUGCUGUAAAAGCUCAAUAUAUCGAUUUACAACAGCGAUUCAAUGGGGAUGUUAAUACUAUUUACAUUCUACUUAAGAUAAUUGGAUGGAUGCAUCCUAAUUUCAAUUUUACUUGGGUUAUGAAUUAUUUGAAAGAAAGUCUUGAAGCAGAGUUGGAUUUUAUCAAUGAAGCAAAAAACAUGGAAAGAUGUUCCAGAGAACUUCAGCAUUUGAAAUUUGUCCAUGUUCCUGAAGUGAAGUGGAAUUUAUCAACAAAGAGAAUUCUUACUGCUGAAUUCAUAGAUGGUGUUAAUGUGAGUGAUAUUAAAGGAAUUAAAGAUAUGGGAUUAGAUUUAGCUGAUGUUGAUAAAAAGAUGGUACUAACUUUUGCAGAACAAAUUUUUCAUACGGGAUUUGUACAUGCUGAUCCCCAUCCAGGAAAUGUAUUUGUGCGCCGAGGUAAGGACAAUAAAGCAGAAAUUGUGUUGUUGGAUCAUGGAUUGUAUGAAUAUCUCCCUGAGAUAAAUCGAGUAUCUCUUUCAAAAUUAUGGAAAUCAAUUAUAUUGAAUGACAGAGAAGAAAUGAAAAAAUAUUGCUCUGAACUAGGUGUCAAAGAUUAUUAUCUUUUUUGUGAAAUUUUGAUGCAGAGGCCAUUGGAUAGAAAACAAAUACGUAUACCCAAUCGCUUAAGUGCUAAAGAUGCUGCAUAUAUGAAACAAAUGGCUAAAGAUCAUUUCGAUAAUAUUAUGACUGUCAUUAGAAGUUUACCAUUACCAAUGCUUCUGGUUUUCAGGAAUAUUAAUACAGUUAGAUCUAUUGUCAAAACUCAUGGUGACCGUAUUGAUCGUUAUUCACUAAUGGCCCGUGUGGCUGUCCAAGGAGCAUACAAUAUAUCUCAUAAAAAUAUAACUAUGUCUAUCAGAGGAUUGAUAGAAAAGAUGCAGUUGGAUUUUGUUCUUAAGCUGGAAAUGUUACAUAUGUUUUUUACUACUAUGUACCUGCGUAUUUUAAUACUAUUAGGCCGAGCAACUGAAGAAAGUGUUUCUCAAGUUCUAGAGCUUCUAAAUUAAUUUAUUGUUCAUCAACUAAUUUGCAUAUUAUAUAAUCAUGUUCUAUUUAAUUGUAUUUCCUUUAUCAUUGAAAUAUAUCUUUAUUUUUCUA
Argiope bruennichi is the source of this 1978-nucleotide messenger RNA. RefSeq lists its product as uncharacterized. The record is from RefSeq and is a predicted model, not a curated record. The transcript has 13 exons. NCBI's taxonomy places the organism in Eukaryota, Metazoa, Arthropoda, Arachnida, Araneae, Araneidae. The coding region runs from base 178 to 1887 and encodes 569 amino acids.